Triticum turgidum subsp. durum (durum wheat) is the source of this 1413-nucleotide messenger RNA. NCBI's taxonomy places the organism in Eukaryota, Viridiplantae, Streptophyta, Magnoliopsida, Poales, Poaceae. The record is from the annotation of a GenBank genome assembly.
AUGGCAAACCUCGUGCAGGAGCUCAUGCUAGAGACUCCACCGCGGGCAACGGUUCACUGGUUCACCUCCCCCUCCUCCUCUUGUCUCUGCAUCACUGGUUCACCAGAAAGACAGGAUCUACAGGGCAGCGCCUCCCGCCUUCGCCGCCGGCGCUGCGCCGCCGAGGAGGUGCUGCGCACGAACGACCACGUCCUGGCAUCGCGGCCCCCAUCCGUCGUCCCCGACAUCAUCAUGUACGGCUCGUCUGACAUCGCCUUCGCGCCGUACGGCGAGUACUGGCGGCAGGCGAGGAAGCUCGUCACCACACACAUGCUCAGCGUUAAGAAGGUGCAGUCUUUCCGCAGCGGCGCCAUGGAGGAGGUCAGCAUGGCAAUGGCCAAGAUCAACGAGGCAGCCACAGCCGGUAGUACAGUCGACAUGAGCGAGCUGCUCAACUCAUUCUCGAAUGACAUGGCAUGCCGUAUCGUGUCAGGCAAGUUCUUCCUGAAAGAUGGGCGGAGCAAGUUGUUUCGGGAACUCAUCAACGACUCCUCGCGGCUUCUCGGUGGGUUCAACAUGGAGGAGUACUUCCCAGCAUUGGGUAGGGUAGGAGUGCUUAAGAGGGCGGUUUGUGCCAAGGCCGAAAGAGUGAGAAACAGAUGGGCCGAUCUGCUGGACAAGGUGAUCGAUGAUCGUGUGAGCAAGCGCAAAUCAGUGUCUGAUCACAAGGAUGGCGAUUUCGUAGAUAUUCUACUGUCUCUUCAGCGGGAGUAUGAUCUCACAAGAGAGCACAUGAAAGCUCUCCUCACAGAUGUAUUUUUCGGUGCAACAGACACGUCAGCUAACGUCCUCGAAUUCACCUUGGCUGAGCUCAUGAGGAGGCCACACUUCAUGGGAAAGCUACAAGAUGAAGUGAGGAGUAUCGUACCCCGGGGACAAGAAAUUGUGAGCGAAACUGAAUUGAACAACAUGGUGUACCUACGAGCAGUAAUAAAAGAGUCUCUCAGGCUGUAUCCUAUUGCACCUCUCCUUGCUCCGCACCGUGCCAUGGCUGACUGUACCAUCGAUGGAUACAUGGUUCCUGCAGGGACGCGUGUCAUCGUUAAUGCAUGGGCCAUUGCGAGGGAUUCGAGCUCCUGGGAGGAUGCUGAAGAGUUCAUACCUGAAAGAUUUACAGAUGAAGGCAGUGCUAGGAAUGUCAACUUUAGGGGGAAUGAUUUUCAGUUCUUGCCAUUCGGUGCAGGACGAAGGAUAUGCCCUGGUAUAAACCUCGGAAUCGCCAAUGUUGAGCUUAUGUUGGCAAACAUCGUGAACCAUUUUGACUGGGAACUUCCGAUUGGGGUUGAGAGAAAAGAUAUCGAUAUGACAGAGGUGUUUGAGAUAAGCAUUCGUAGGAAGGAGAAAAUAUUGUUGAUUCCAAAGUCACGCAUAUGA